CCAUUCUGGCAUUACGUCAAUUGGUAGAGAUCGUUCGUUCGUUCGUCUGGUAGGAGGUACCCGCCGCGUCCGCCAUUGUUUCGUCAGUUCGUCACUCUCGUAUUUUUUUCGGGACGUGGUACCCGUGGCGUUGAUGAAAAAAAAUAUCGAGAUCGCGUUUGUUCGUAAACGAAAAUAAUCGAGAUAAUAAGUUAACUACGAAGGACAAUAACCUUACAAUAAUAAAAGGAAAGAACGUAGUGAAUCGUUUAGAGGAAAGACAUCAAGGAAAGCAAACGGAUAAACGCUCAGAAAUAAAACAGAGAGAGAGAGAGAGAGAGCGCGCAAUAUAGUGUUAGAAGACUCGAGAGCAUAGCAUGUCCACAAUGAAUCCGGAAUAUGACUAUUUAUUCAAGCUCCUGUUGAUUGGGGACUCUGGAGUUGGUAAAUCGUGCCUUCUUCUGCGUUUUGCGGAUGACACAUACACAGAGAGUUACAUCAGUACGAUCGGAGUUGAUUUCAAAAUAAGAACAAUCGAACUAGACAAAAAAACGAUAAAGCUUCAAAUUUGGGACACUGCGGGACAAGAAAGAUUCAGGACUAUAACAAGUUCUUACUACAGAGGAGCUCAUGGUAUAAUCGUCGUUUAUGAUUGUACGGAUCAGGAUUCCUUCAACAAUGUCAAGCAAUGGCUCGAAGAGAUUGAUCGUUAUGCCUGUGACAAUGUCAAUAAGCUACUGGUCGGCAACAAGUGCGAUUUAACUAACAAGAAAGUCGUCGAUUAUCCGGUUGCCAAGGAAUACGCAGAUCAAUUGAACAUUCCGUUCCUCGAGACCUCAGCAAAGAACGCAAUGAACGUUGAGCAGGCUUUCAUGACGAUGGCUGCUGAGAUAAAAACACGAGUCGGUUCGCCGUCAAGUGCGGGAGUUGAGACAGCGAAUAAUCUGAAAAUUACGCAAGGACGCGACGUCGAUGCCCCGAAAUCCGGAUGCUGCUGAAAUCGUUAAUGUUUCUCUUUAAAUAAACUAACCAAGGUAACAUCGUGAUGCAAAAUACUUGGCCACGCGAUCGAGAGCGUAGCAGAGAAGAAAGGAAAAAGAACAAGAAUAAGGAAGAAUGAUUGGGAUAAAAAAUAAGAAGAUGUUUGAUUAAUACGACGAAGUAAAUGAAGCGAUGCUCUCUCCCGAACCCUCCCCCAACCCUCAAGGACCAUCAACUCCAUUAUUUGGAGUUGUACAAAAUUCUUUAGUUUCCGUUUAAAAUGUGAGAAAAAGUGUGUGAUAGAGAGUAAUCGAGAAAUAUUUCAAAUCGAGGGGCGAUGGCGAGAGACAUUGCAAAAUAAGGUUGAAAAUUGAUGGAAAAAAAGAAACAAGAAAGAAAGAGAGAGCGAGAGAAAGCAAGAGAGUUUGAGAUAAAGGAGAGUAACUAAUUAUUCAAUUUGCAAUUAAGUAGCAUGAGAAUCGGUGGUUAGAACGAUUCAUUGCAUUAGCCUCGAAUUGAAAAAAAAGCAAAAUAAAAAACCGAUUAUUGAGAGAAAAAGAAAAUGUCGAUCGUGUAUGACGAAGGUGCGAUUAAGAGUGAUUCGAGUUUGAUAAAUAAACCUAAAAUAAAGUCGUGAAUGAUUGUGGAAGAACAAAAAUUGAAAAAGAAAAUGAAAAAAAAAAAAAAAAACCCAGCAACGAGAGAAACAAGCACCUUUAUUUUUAGCCUAAUUGUAAUAUGUAUAGAUAGCUAUACUGGUUAACGUAUGCCUUCCCCUCCUCGCCCCUUAACCAUAAAAAACGACCCAUCGUCGGACAAAAAUCUACCCCUUAACGCAGCACUUUGCAGCUUGUUUUUAUUUCCCCCUCGAGUAUGUCCGUUUGAACAGAACAUGAAGAAAAAAAAAACAAACCGAUCAUCGACUGUUCUAUUAUUGCUCCGGUUAUCAAUAAUACCCGGUAUCAUUUUGAAUGAUGAAAUAGAAAAAAAAAAAAUAAAAAAAAUUACACAAAUAAAAA
Venturia canescens is the source of this 1979-nucleotide messenger RNA. It is a transcript of the gene Rab1, whose product is annotated as ras-related protein Rab-1A-like. Gene Ontology annotation, biological process: vesicle-mediated transport. Gene Ontology annotation, molecular function: GTP binding; GTPase activity. The transcript has 4 exons. The coding region runs from base 357 to 977 and encodes 206 amino acids. Lineage: Eukaryota; Metazoa; Arthropoda; Insecta; Hymenoptera; Ichneumonidae. The record is from RefSeq and is a predicted model, not a curated record.